UCUGUAUAUAUGUAGCAAACAACAAAAAGUGACAUUUCUCCCUGAAGCACGCACGUACGCUCGGCGUGUGUGUGUGGCCGACUGUCUUGGCUUAGUGGCAGUGUGCUCCGCUGUUCGUGCGUUUACUAUAAACAGCUUUGGCUUCACUCGGGAAGCAAGAACAAGAAAAAUGGCCACGCUGACGAAGGUGGGUGUCCGUGAGGCACUGCAAGAAAAAGGAGUCCCGAUGCCGCCCGGCUCCCCGGAGGAGACCCUGGUGCGGCGCUACCGCGAGCACUUGCCCCGUUCGGACACCACGCGCGGAGGUCCCUUGGACUUCUCGAGCGACGAGGAAGCGGACACGAAGAGCCACGACACCAGCCUUCCCGUGGAAGUGUCCCAGGCCGUGCAUUCCCUAACCAACGAUCAGCUUUACACCAAGCUCAAGGAGCUCGGCGAUUCAGUUGGCCCCAUUGUCGACACAACGCGAAGCAUCUACGAGAAGCGCCUUCAGAGGUACCUCGACAAAGGUGCCACUCCACGGCCUCUUGCCAGUCCCAUGAACAACAACACGGCCGAGUUCUCAGCUACAGAGGAAGAAGCUGAGAAUGAUAAUGAGGACGACUACGAGGGCACUCCAUUGCAGGACGUCCCACCGUCUAGGCUUGGGCUCGAUGCCAGUGGCUCUCAUCUUAGCUAUGGCAGCUCCUACGGUGGAGUGUUUAGCUCAUCUGAUAUCAUGGAGGGCCCCCUGACAAGCCGGACGAGCACAUCCUUCACAGGUGCCAGCCCCCCACUGCAGAUGUCGCUGCGCAACCGGGCUAAGUUGGCAACGCCAAGGAAUGAGGCAAGCAGCAGCGGUAACCACGUGAAGGCAAAGGCUGGGCAUCAACAGCAGCAACAGAGGAAGGGCUUCUCUCUGCUUCUCAAGCUGGCCCUCGUUGUUGCCUUCGUCGGCAUCACUGUGCUCAUCUAUGCCAACUUAGAGUACUUCAAGUUUGAUGUCCCUGUGCCUACAGUAGUGAAGGCACGUCCUAAGUAGCAGGCACCUCCUCUCUCCAGCCACCCCGAAGCAGAUGCUACGCACAAAACAUGCACUGGAUUUAGUCAUCUCGUUUUAAUUUUUUUUUUGACUAAUGCAUUUUAAUAUUAUGAUGUUUUAAUAUUUGUUUAUUUACCAUGUCUAAUAAAACGUUGAGGUAAAUGGCGUGUGGAAA
This is a messenger RNA of Rhipicephalus microplus (southern cattle tick), 1196 nucleotides long. RefSeq names its product lamina-associated polypeptide 2. NCBI's taxonomy places the organism in Eukaryota, Metazoa, Arthropoda, Arachnida, Ixodida, Ixodidae. The record is from RefSeq and is a predicted model, not a curated record.